AGGCUCUUUACACACUCAUCCAAUAGUAUUGCAGCAUUCUGCCACAUCAGUUUAAUGAAAUUAAUUGAAUAAAAAAUAAAAUAAAACCUGAAAAAUCAUCUUUAUCACGUCCCUGGUUGUUGCUUAACAUCAUCCCACACGCCCUUCCUCUACAGUUACGGUUAUGAUCUUUAUUUGGCAACUGCAAUUUCUUCACCUUUGUAUUAUCGGUCUCUGAUCUAUUCACGAUCAUUAAGGACUUUACUCCAAAAGGCUCGGCAAUUCUCUGCACCUUUAUUCUACGGGUUUCCGCCUUUUCGGGAAGCUUUUAGAUAUUUGAAGCGAUUCAAGUUAGAAUUGUUUAUGUACAAAGUCUUAUCAAUUCUUUGCAACUCUAUUCUACUGGUUUUUCUUAGUUAUACAGUUAUUUAAGUAGAAUAUUUUUCUUGUUUAUAACAUGUGGCGUGAUUGUUAUUCUGUGCAAGUAUAAUACACAUUUAUAAUGGCAUAUUAUGUGGUUUUUAUUUUCUCUCUUUUCAAGUGAAACCGCUAUUUUAAUUAUAGAUAUGUUGGUAGGUAACAAUUCUGAUGUCAUCACACUUUCACAUAACAGGAUUGUGUGUGCUGCUAGCAGAUCAAGAGAUGACAGAUAUGCAUGAAAAUACCACUAUGCCUGGCUGUGACGACGAUAUCCUUGAAAGUGCUCUCGAUGCAGAUCCUCUCAAUGAUAGACUAUCAUCAGAGAUCCCCUCAGAGCCCUUUGAAGGAAUGGACUUUGCAUCAAUUGAAGAUGUAAAGAAUUACUACGUAAGAUAUGCCAAGAGUAAAGGUUUUAGCUUUCGCAUGGGUAAAUCAAGAACAAAUGGUAUGGUAAUUGGUCAAGAGAUUGUUUGUUCAAAGGAGGGAUUGUUACAACUGUGCGCAGGAAAUUAUCGGAGAAUAAUAGCGAUUUUCAACAAGAUCACAGUCAUGAUGCAAUGGAAGUUACCUCACAUUGGCUACUUGGCUUUUCUUUAGAUUAUAGGAUAUCCUAUUAUUGUUUUUUAGCUUAUUUUAAUAUUUGUAGUCAAUCUAAUGAUACUUUGUACUUAUUUAAGAUUUAUAUGUAACUCUAAAACACUUGUUCUGGUUUUCAAAUUUGUUUCCAUCAAUGGAUUUGGUUUC
Molecule: messenger RNA, 1143 nt
Organism: Medicago truncatula (barrel medic)
Lineage: Eukaryota; Viridiplantae; Streptophyta; Magnoliopsida; Fabales; Fabaceae
Exons: 1
Coding region: 568-996 (142 amino acids)
Source: RefSeq, a predicted model, not a curated record